Mesocricetus auratus (golden hamster) is the source of this 2641-nucleotide messenger RNA. It is a transcript of the gene Klhl30, whose product is annotated as kelch like family member 30. NCBI's taxonomy places the organism in Eukaryota, Metazoa, Chordata, Mammalia, Rodentia, Cricetidae. Bases 194 to 1939 code for a protein of 581 amino acids. Gene Ontology annotation, molecular function: protein binding. The transcript has 8 exons. The record is from RefSeq and is a predicted model, not a curated record.
GCUCAGCCCAGCCCAGCCUAGCCCAGCGCAACAGGCCUCCUUUGUGGGCCACGCUUCAGCCUAAGUCUUGCCCUUUGGUCUAUAAUCUCAGCAAGGGGUCCUAAGGAAGCCUACUAACAGGCACUCAGGGGAACCCCAGGUACCACUUCCGGGAAAGCGUGCGGGCCGCACGGGUCUCUGUGGGCACUGUAUCAUGGUGCGGAAUCUAGACAGCCUGGACUUCCAGCUGCCUUCACAUGCCCAAGACAUGCUGGAUGGCCUGCAGCGUCUGCGUUCCCUGCCCAAGCUGGCCGAUGUCACACUCCUGGUUGGUGACCAGGAGCUGCCCUGUCACCGCAGCCUUCUGGCUCUGAGUAGCCCCUACUUCCACGCCAUGUUUGCGGGAGACUUUGCCGAGAGCUUUUCGGCACGUGUGGAGCUGCGAGACGUAGAGCCGGCUGCGGCAGAACAGCUGGUGGACUUCGUGUACACCGGCCGGCUGACCAUUACCCAGACUAAUGUGGAGGCACUGACCCGCACCGCGUCCCGCCUCCACUUCCCCACUGUGCAGAAGGUCUGUGGCCGAUACCUCCAGCAGCAGUUGGAUGCCACCAACUGCCUGGGCAUCUGCGAGUUUGGGGAGCAGCAGGGGCUGUUAGGUGUGGCCGCCAAAGCCUGGGCCUUCCUGCGGGAGAACUUUGAGGCGGUGGCCCAAGAAGAUGAGUUCUUGCAGCUGCCUAGAGACCGCCUGGCCACCUGUCUGGCCAGUGACCUGCUGCAGGUGCAACCGGAGCAAAGUCGGCUGGAGGCCCUGCUGCGCUGGGUGCGCCAUGACCCCCAGGAGCGGUCUGCCCACCUGCCCGAGCUUCUCAGCCUGGUGCACCUGGAUGCCGUACCAAGGCCCUGCGUGCAACAGUUGCUGGCCACAGAGCCGCUGAUCCAGGAGUCAGAGGCAUGCCAGGAGGCCCUGUCCCAGGGCCACAGUAGGGAGCUUCCUGGCCUCCCACAGAAGAUGCAGGAGGUGCUGGUGGUCGUAGGAGGGCGGGCGCUGGAGGAGGACGAGGAGGGUGGUGAAGAACCCAGCACCCACACCGGGAACUUUGCCUUCUACAACACCAAGGCCAGGCAGUGGAUGGCACUUCCGGACUUCCCCGAUUACCACAAGUGGGGCUUCUCCCUGGCAGCACUCAACAGUGAUGUCUAUGUCACAGGUGGCUCAAGGGGUACCAAAACAGACACCUGGUCGACCACCCAAGCCUGGUGUUUCCCACUGAAGGAAGCUGUCUGGAAGCCUGUGGCGCCCAUGCUGAAAGCCCGCACCAAUCACGCCAGUACAGCACUGAACGGAGAGAUCUAUGCCAUAGGCGGCACCGCCCUGGAUGCUGUAGAGGUGGAACGCUAUGACCCCUACACAGACAGCUGGACUUCUGUCAGCCCGGCCCUCAAGUAUGUCAGCAACUUCUCGGCUGCCAGCUGCCAGGGCCGCCUCUACCUGGUGGGCUCCAGUGCCUGCAAGUACAACAUGCUGGCCCUCCAGUGCUACAGCCCUGUGACAGAUGCAUGGAGUGUGAUCGCCUCACCUUUCCUGCCCAAGUACCUGUCCUCUCCACGAUGCGCUGCUCUGAACGGAGCCCUCUAUCUCAUUGGUGACAACACUAAGAAGGUCUACGUGUAUGACCCAGGGGCCAACCUGUGGCAGAAGGUGCAGUCUCAGCACAGCCUACACGAGAACGGCGCAUUGGUGUCUCUGGGUGACGCGCUGUAUGUGACAGGUGGCCGCUGGCAGGGCAUGGAUGGCGACUACCACGUGGAGAUGGAGGCCUACGACACUGUGAGGGACGCCUGGGCCCGCCACGGCUCCCUACCCCGCCUCUGGCUCUACCAUGGGGCCUCUACUAUCUUUCUGGACAUCUCUAAAUGGACGAAGCCCUUCAGCCCCAAUGCCUCCCAGGAGCACUAGGAAGGCAGGCAUUCCGGGGUCAGCUCUUCAUUGCCCUGCAGAACAGCUCCUUUUGUGCUUGUCUUCUGUUCCCUGGGAGCUGAUGCCCUCUCCAGGGCUUGGGCUGGGCUCGAUAUCAGAUGUCACAGCUGAGUACACAGCUCCGGUCUCGGGUGCUACCAAACUUUGUGACCAGUCGUGAGAGUGAGACCCUGACACCAGCAUGGCGGAGCAGAGAGCUCCGCUGUCCCUGGAGACCUCAGAGAAGAGAGGUCCUGAACUGCACCGGCCAAGCAGUCUCCGUAGUGUCAGUGCUUCUUGCUCUACCCACCCGUGGUUUGUGGGGAAUCUGCACAAUGAGGGGGUGGAUGGGGUGCCCAGAGCACUGAGCCAGGGCCUCAGGCUUGGGUGCCCCCAUAGCUUCCUCCCUCCCCUCCAUCCUCGGAUUCCACCCCACCCCACACAGGAUGGCUGGAUAAGGGCCAGGCUCUCCCCGUCCCUAGCCUCUGCAUGCUGGUACUGUGUUUACAGAUCUGCUUCUGGGAUGAAGGCCGUCCCACCAUGGGUACCUCUGACACCAGGAAGGCAGCCUCUGAGGAGACACUAGGGAGGCAGGCGGCUGUGGCACAGGCAGGGGAGUGAGACAGUGGAGGGUGCCCUCGGAGAGCGGCUCUCAGCCUUCCUAAUGCUUUAAUACAGUUCCUCACGUUGUGGGGCCCCCAA